Messenger RNA from Heteronotia binoei (common prickly gecko), 2915 nucleotides. Its product is annotated as trafficking kinesin-binding protein 1-like. Gene Ontology annotation, molecular function: signaling receptor binding. Gene Ontology annotation, biological process: anterograde axonal transport of mitochondrion; neurogenesis; neurotrophin TRK receptor signaling pathway. The record is from RefSeq and is a predicted model, not a curated record. Lineage: Eukaryota; Metazoa; Chordata; Lepidosauria; Squamata; Gekkonidae. Gene Ontology annotation, cellular component: dendrite.
AUGGCGUCGCGCCUUCUCAAGAUCAGGAAAAUGAAACAGGCGGCUUAUAUCGACCCGCUUUUGCUGACGAAGAGACAGGUCCCUGCCCCGUCCCAGCUUGUCUUCCCCACUUUUAUUGAGCCCAGCGGUGUGAGGUUGGUCCUGUCGAUGGCCACAUCAUCAGAUGGCGUCCAAGAGCUUCCCGGCUGGAGGCUGAGGACCACUUCAUUGCUGGAACCGGCGGCAAGCGGGGUGGAGGCCGGAGGGGCGUCUCCUGGUGGUUCCCCCGUCGACGGUGCUGGCAGGCAAGCGGACAGAGGCGGGCCUACUACCUGGCGGUUGGCAACUCUAGCCAAACUGGACACAUCCGCAUCGGAGGGGACAUACCUGGGCCUUUCCAAGAACCACUCACUGCUUCUUCUCAGCCAGGAGCCAACAACUUCGGCCUCCACAGAGCGGCGAAAACACCAUGAUGCAGCCACCCUCACUGAGCUCUGUGCUAGCACCAACGUUCCUGAGGUGGAAAUCAUUAGCCUUCUCGGGGAACAGCUGCCGCUCUACCAGCUCCGGGCAGACACAGUAUUUGGCUAUGACCACGGGGAUUGGAUUCACACCCCUCUCGUGGCCCCCGAUGCCGCCAGCCGCCUUACCCCGCAGCAGACUGAGGAGACCCUGGACUAUUUCUUGCUUUGCUCUGAGCGGGUUGGCAGGAUCACCAAGACCUACCAGGAUAUAGAUGCAGUCAACCUGCUGGAAGAGAAGGAGCAUGAUCUGGAGUUAGCAGCCCGCAUUGGGCAGUCAUUGUUGAAGCAGAAUCGGAGCCUGUCGGAACGCAAUGAACUCUUGGAAGAGCAACUUGAAUUAGCCAAGGAAGAGAUAGCACAGCUGCGCCAUGAAAUAUCCAUGCGGGAUGACCUUCUGCACCUUUACACCAACAGCACGGAAGAGAGCGAGCCAACCACGGCCACCUCUACCCCGCUGCGAAGGAAUGAAUCCACCCUCUGCCUGCAGCAGUGUUUCCAGUACGAUGCUCUGCAGCAGAAGUUGAAAGGGCUGGAGGAGGAGAACCAGCAACUGCGCACAGAGGUCACUAACAUCUCCUCUGAAACAUGCCAGUACGAAGAACAGGAGCAGAAGCUGAUGAUCGAUUGCGUGGAGCAGUUUUCCGAAGCAAGCCGGGAGGUUGUGCUGCUCUCCGAAGAGCUGGCCCGCAAGGCGGAGGAUACGGCCCGUCAGCAGGAGGAGAUCAGCCAGCUGCUGGCCCAGGUGGUGGAUCUGCAGCACAAAUGCCGCACGUAUGGCUCGGAAGUGGAGGAACUGCAGCAACACCUCGCCGCGUCCAAGGAGGCCCAACAGCAGCUGCGGACAGAGCUCCAGGACCUGCAGGAGAAAUAUGCGGAGUGUGGGGCCAUGUUGCAUGAAGCCCAGGAGGAAAUCAAGACUCUCCGGAGCCGGAGUCUCCCCAACAGCGCCAUUAAUCGCCAUAGCUCCCCCACCUUCCUGCCCCUGGAUUCCCUGGCUGCAGAGAUCAAGGGUACCAUGAGAAAGGGGACCGAGAGUUCCGGUUCUUCGGAGUACAAGAGCUACCGGAGGGUCUUUGAGACCGUGAAGGCCGUGAACCAGGCGGUGAAAGCCAGAUCCCGGGCAGAGUCGCCCCUGAGUUUUCCGUGGAGUUCUCCGAAAGCUUCUUCGCUGGGUUGCAGCCGCUUGAGCACCCCCCGCACCAGCUACUAUGGGUCAGACAGCCCGGUUGCGGGAACGAUGGAGGGGCAAGAUGGACAGGCUCUCGGAGGUCCUCCUGGUGCCCGCCGAGAUGGGCUUGGGGCCUCCUUGGGCACCCCCGGCCGGCAUGACCUGGAAGCUGCCCUCCGGUGCCUGUCCGCCCGCCAGGAGAGCCACAGCACGGAGCGCUCAUUCUUUGAGGUGGAGCGCGAGAGCAAGCUCAAGCGCCUGGCCCGGGACAUGGAGGACUCCAGUGGCUUCCUCACCCCCAACGAGAGCGUGGCAUCGACCGGCACCAACUAUUCGGGCAGCUCCGGAGGCUCUGGCUUCUCCCUGGGUUCCUUCUCCUACUUCCCCGAUAAGCUUCAGAUCAUUAAGCCUCUGGAAGGCUCCAUGACCCUCCACCACUGGCAGCAACUGGCUCAGCCCAAUUUGGCCGGAGUCCUGGACCCUCGGCCCGGCGUGCUUACCAAAGACUUCCGGCAGCUUGACGUUGAUCUGGAGGAGGUCUACAACCUGAACGACUUGGAGGAAGAUGACGUGGACAUGAGCUCCUUCCCGGCCCUUGCUACCUCGACUCCUGCCAAAGCCAAGGAAAGACCCAGUGUCUUCCACUCUGUUAACAAUCUGCCCCAGACCCCGCCUACUUUCACCAUCACCACCUGUUGCAUCUUGCACCCUAGCAAGGAGGUCACCAUGGUGACGCCCAGUCUUUAUAAUACAGUUGUGUCCUCUUGUGGGCCCGGUGCGGGGCUGAGCCCCCCUCCCCAGCUCCCCCCACAGCAGCAGCAGCCCAGCCACAAACUGCCGCAGGACUCUCCUCUUGGACUGGCGACUCUGCUGGCAGAGCGAGGCAUCUCAGCCCAGAGCAGAGCUGGGACGGUGGCGGCCUCGCCCAACUUUGCAGAAGCCUCCAGCUCCCUGUGUUGGCUGUCUCCUCCUUUGGCUCCGCUGCGGCGCUGCCGCUGGGACGGCCUGGCCGAGCGGGCCUUGGGUUCCGGUUUGCUGCAGCGGAGGGAAGCCAGGAGGAGUCAAAACAGCAUCUUCAGCAUGAACCUGGUGGAGAAGCUGCAGCAGCUGGGGCUGGACAAGGUGGUGGCCAGAGGAGAAGCCUCGUACGCAACCUCCAGCCUGCAGGGGGCGCCACCGGAAGGAGAGGGGCCGGCCACGACUCGCAGUGACGACGUCUUCCACUAGGUGGGGCCAAAAGCCAA